This is a messenger RNA of Oncorhynchus nerka (sockeye salmon), 1761 nucleotides long. Its product is annotated as atypical chemokine receptor 4-like. Lineage: Eukaryota; Metazoa; Chordata; Actinopteri; Salmoniformes; Salmonidae. Gene Ontology annotation, molecular function: scavenger receptor activity; C-C chemokine receptor activity; C-C chemokine binding. The record is from RefSeq and is a predicted model, not a curated record. The transcript has 2 exons. Gene Ontology annotation, biological process: cell chemotaxis; calcium-mediated signaling; G protein-coupled receptor signaling pathway. Bases 198 to 1331 code for a protein of 377 amino acids. Gene Ontology annotation, cellular component: external side of plasma membrane; membrane.
CAGCAGUGAAAGGUGCUCCCAGACUGCGGGUCAUUGUAGGGAGGGGAGGUGGAGCAUUGGAUUUACAAACGGGCUGACAAAAACUAUGAGGAGCGCAGUACCAUACCACUGGAUGUCUCUCCUGGAUUAAUUACCACUGCCUCAACAUCUCCCACAGGAAGACACUGAGGUCCCUUAUAUCUCAGAAAACAGAGAGGAUGGAGGAAGAGGACUACGACUACGACAACUCCAGCUCCAACGACAGUGACUACUACGACGACUACCACUCGGUGUGCGACAAAGCGGAGGUGCGUUCUUUCGGCCGGCUCUUCCUGCCCGUAGUCUACGCCUUGGCUCUGGUGGUGGGCGUGGCAGGCAACGCUGUGGUCGUGGUGGUGUAUACGUCGCCACGGCGACUGCGGACGCUGACAGACAUGUGUAUCCUGAAUCUUGCCGUGGCCGAUUUACUCCUUCUCCUCACGCUGCCCUUCUGGGCGGCCGACGCUGUGCACGGCUGGCGGAUCGGAGUGGCUGCCUGCAAGUUCACCUCCUUCCUCUAUGCCACCAACUUCAGCUGCGGCAUGCUGCUGCUAACCUGCGUUAGCGUGGACCGCUACCGUGCACUGGUCCACAACGCUGGAGGCCGGGCCGCGAGUGGCCCGCGGGCCAGGAGACAGUGGAUAUUAGUGUGUGUCGUGGUGUGGGCCACGGCGGUUUGCCUGGGCCUGCCUGACAUGCUGUUCUCCACGGUGAAGCACUCGUCUCAUCGUCUAGCCUGCGCGGCCGUCUACCCCCUUAGCAUGGCUCGGCCGACCAAGGCUGCCCUGGAGCUGCUGGAGGUGCUGCUGAGCUUCCUCCUGCCGUUCCUGGUCAUGGGGGUGUCUUACUGUCGGGUGGGCCUGGCGCUGGUUAGGGUCGGAGCCAAUGUGUGCAGGGACAGGAGGCGGCGGGCCCUGCGGGUGCUGCUGGCCGUGGCGGCGGUGUUCCUGCUUACCCAGCUGCCCUACAACCUGGUGAAGCUGUGGCGGACGCUGGACGUCAUCUAUGGCCUGGUGACCGACUGUGACCUCAGUAAGGGUCUGGACCGGGCUCUCCAGGUGACGGAGAGCCUGGCGGUCACACACUGCUGCUUCAACCCAAUGCUCUACGCCUUCAUAGGCUCCUCUUUCAGAGGACAUGUCCUCAGGGUCGUCAAGCGCCUCGGACAGCGCCUCGGGGGGAGGUGGUGCGGUGGUCACUACGGCAAUGAGGAGAGGGCGUUGGAGAUCUCGCUAAAUACACACACCCCCGCCAGGCAAACACACUCACACUCUGUCUCGGAGGACGAGGACACCAGCACCUUCACCAUCUAACAUGUCUAAAAACUCUGAACUCUCAUUAUGGUGAGAGUGGCUCACUACGGAUCGUGGUGACCGAGAGGGCAAAUGCACAACACUUCUAUUGACUUUUCUGAAAAUACUUAAAGGGGCAAUCUGGGAUUCAAAAGGUCCAAAAAUGAAUGUACCAAUCACAGAUGUCCCCCUUUUUUUUUUAAAGCAGUUGCUCUAUACCAGCAUUUCGAAAAGCCGUUGCGAUACAUAUAUAACUGUUAAGUAACUUUGACAUCAAGAUAAAUCUGUAUUUAUCUAAGUAAAUAAUAUAUUACAUCUAGUCAAUCUUUAGUAUAGCAGAAUCUUGUGUAAAUAAAAUAAGUUGUUAUUAUGUGAUCCCCCCCACUAUUUCUCAUAUAUGAAAACAUCAAAUAAAUCUAAAAAUGAGAAGGAACGGCUCCCUCAAGCUAAA